AUGGGGUGGGAAAGGGCAGAGCCCGAGGCCCAGCGCGAUGGCAGUGGCGGCUACAACGGCCACGGCACCCUGCUCACCCAGCAGUCUGGAGGGUUUGACGACAUCGACCUGCCCUCUGCGGUCAAGUACCUGAUCGCCAGCGACCCCAACCUGCAGGUCCUGGGCGCUGCCUACCUGCAGCACAAAUGCUACAGCGACGGCAACGCCAAGAAGCAGGCACGCAGCCUCCAGGCCAUGCCCAAGCUGGUGAAGCUGUUCAACAGCCCCAACCAGGAGGUGCAGCGCCAUGCUACGGGCGCCAUGCGCAACCUCAUCUACGACAACGCCGAGAACAAGCUGGCCCUGGUGGAGGAGAACGGCAUCUAUGAGCUCAUGCGGACCCUGCGGGAGCCCGACGACGAGCUCCGCAAGAACGUCACAGGGAUCCUGUGGAACCUCUCCUCCAGUGACAACCUCAAGGAUCGCCUGGCCCGGGACACACUGGAGCAGCUCACAGACCUGGUGCUGGUGCCGCUCUCUGGCCUGGGUGGCUCUGGUGUCAUCCAGCAGAACCCCUCCGAGGCAGAGAUCUUCUACAACUCCACGGGCUUCCUCAGAAACCUCAGCUCUGCCAGCCAGCAGACCCGGCAGAAGAUGCGCGAGUGCCAUGGGCUGGUGGACUCCAUGAUCCAUUACGUCAACAGUUCCCUGGAAGUGGGCAAGUCGGAGGACAAGAGCGUGGAGAACGCCGUGUGCGUGCUGCGGAACCUCUCCUACCGCCUGUACGACGAGAUGCCCCCGUCCUCGCUGCAGCGCUUGGAGGGCCACAGGAGGAACAACAGCAGCACCAUGACAGGGGAGCUGGUGGGCUGUUUCAGCCCCCAGAGCAAGAAAGCACGAGAGCACUACAUGAGCGCGGACAUCGUCACCUUCACCGAGGUCUCCAAGGACCCCAAGGGCAUGGAGUGGCUCUGGAACCCGCAGAUCCACCACCAGCUGCGCUCGCUCACGGGGCUCAUCCGCAACCUGUCCCGCCACGCGCGCAACAAGGACGAGAUGUCGACCAAGGUGGUCAGCCACUUGAUAGAGAAGCUGCCGGGUGGCGCCGGGGACAAGUCGCCACCUGCCGACGUCAUCGUCAACAUCAUCGCGGUGCUCAACAACCUGGUGGUGGAGAGCCCCAUGGCCGCCCGUGACAUCGUCUACUUUGACGGCCUCAGAAAGCUCUUCUACAUCAAGAAGAGGAGGGACAGCUCGGACAACGAGAAGUCCUCCAGAGCAGCGGCCAGCCUCCUGGGCAACAUGUGGCAAUACACCAAGCUCCACCGGGACUUCAAGAUGAAGGGGUACCGCAAGGAGGAUUUCCUCAGCCUCUGAGAAGGAGCCCUGGGCGAGGAGGAG
Molecule: messenger RNA, 1380 nt
Organism: Tinamus guttatus (white-throated tinamou)
Lineage: Eukaryota; Metazoa; Chordata; Aves; Tinamiformes; Tinamidae
Source: RefSeq, a predicted model, not a curated record